Messenger RNA from Drosophila willistoni, 553 nucleotides. RefSeq names its product lysozyme. The record is from RefSeq and is a predicted model, not a curated record. NCBI's taxonomy places the organism in Eukaryota, Metazoa, Arthropoda, Insecta, Diptera, Drosophilidae. The transcript is spliced from 4 exons. The coding region runs from base 107 to 553 and encodes 148 amino acids.
AUCCAGUUAGUUGUCGUGGAGGAAGGAAGCUCUAGUAAAGUGUAACCGAGAGAGAGAGAGAGUGAGAUAAAGAGAAUAUAAAGUGGUCCUCCCGCCCUAAAGAACUAUGGCUAAACAAAUCAAAAAUUAUGCUUUCAUUAUCCUGAUGCUAAAUCUAAUCAUAAUCAAUCAAAGGCAUACAUUAAUAGAGGCCAAAUUGCUGACACGUUGCCAAUUGGCCAAAGAGCUAUUACGACACGAUUUUCCACGAAGUUAUCUAUCCAAUUGGGUCUGUCUGGUUGAAUCGGAAAGCGGUCGCAGCACUUCUAAAUCCAUGCAAUUACCCAAUCAAAGUGUUAGCUAUGGUUUAUUUCAGAUCAACAGCAAAAACUGGUGUCGUAAGGGACGUCGUGGUGGCAUUUGUAAUAUCAAAUGUGAAGAGUUCCUAAAUGAUGAAAUAUCAGAUGAUUCACGUUGUGCCAUGCAAAUCUUCAAUCGACAUGGCUUUCAGGCUUGGCCCGGCUGGAUGAGCAAAUGUCGUGGUCGCACAUUGCCCGAUGUGUCGCGUUGUUGA